Messenger RNA from Nymphalis io (European peacock), 5007 nucleotides. RefSeq lists its product as uncharacterized. The record is from RefSeq and is a predicted model, not a curated record. NCBI's taxonomy places the organism in Eukaryota, Metazoa, Arthropoda, Insecta, Lepidoptera, Nymphalidae. The transcript is spliced from 7 exons. The coding region runs from base 853 to 1830 and encodes 325 amino acids.
GCGGCGCGAGCACCGCGCACACAGCGCCCGCGCGCGCCCGACUGCCCAACAGUGCACCACGUCGUGUUCGCUCGGCACAACCUUCCAAAUUUAAAAAUAUUGGAAAUUCGCGCGUCAACGAUAAAAAAUAUUUCGAAGUUAAACCGGCCAGUGAUCAGUGUUAAUUGUUUUUAAUGUUAUCGUUUCAGCUUGUUUGAAAACACGUUAGUGACAUGUGUUACGAGCCAGUGUUGAUACGCAAAGUGAUAAAAGUAGGCCGGCCAUGAAACAGAGACAUCUGUCGGAGAGCGUUCGGUGGCAGGUGUCGAAGAAUCAGAGACUACGACUCGACGUACGGAACGAGACAUGAGUGUAUCAUAAUUAUUAUACUUAACGAAUAAUAAAAAGAAGACAUUCUAUUAUAACUUUAACGCCAAAUUGCGCUUGCUUCCAAAAUCGAUUUCUCACUAUAAAACAUAUCGUAUUUAAGGUUUAAAAAAGUUCAAUUAGAGUAAAAAUUAUAUAUAGUUUCGCGCCUUUCCUUGUGCCUAUCUCGACCCAAUUCUAAAACGUCUCUAGUGAGAAUAAAUAAUUCUUGAUAAUACUGUGACGAGUUUAAUAUAAAAGUGAUAUAAUUGUUUCAAUCGUAAACUUGAAUCAAAUUUUCCGCAUUAAAAUAUACUAAUGUUUAGAAUAGUCACGCUAGACAUACAUAGAUAUUUAAAUUGCUCGAAUUAAAAUAAAGUUAAAAACGUCAAACGAAAACUGUGCGUGGAUAUCGUAUCGCAGUGUGUUGUGUACGUGAUCAAAUCUUAGCCCCUAGGCUAAGAGUUUUUUCACCCGCGUCCAUACACCGCCACAAAACUGGCAAGUAUGCAGGCAGCUCUUAUGCUAAGAGCAAAAUCGCGGGAGAGAAGAAAACAACGACUGAAGCGUGGGAUCAAGCACGAACUGCCGAGCAAUGUGGCAACGAAGCCGAUCGCACCGUUCCCGAGAUACCCGCCAGCCUCUUGGUGCGCAGCUGGGCGGGCCGCCUGGCAGGAGGCGGCGGCGCUGUCGGUGGGCGGUGGCGGAGCCGGCGCGGGCGGCGCGGCCCGCCGCUGCUCCGUGCUCGGCGACCACCCGGGUGCGAGACGAGACCAGCGCGGCAAGUGGCAUCGUACCAAUCGAGUCCGCGAUGCAUCGUACGGCUCAUCAUCAGACUCGGAAGGAGAGGGGGAAGGCGCCAGCGGGGAGCCCUGGGGAGUGGCAAGACUCCUGUAUGCAGGUCUCGCAAUACUCGCUCUUGGCCUUGUUGUGUAUUUCGUCGGCACCGGAGACAAGGGUUUCAAAACGCCAGCACUGCGACUUGUGGGCCCAUCACUUAUCGUGGCGGGGCUCGCGUGUUGCUUGCUACGUAUUAUGUUCUGUAUAUUUGCCAAGCCUUGCUGCAGACGGAGGACCAACCACAAGGAGAGCAGAAGACUGUCCGGUUGCGUGGAAGGCGAAGAGAUGCCACUGGCGAGGUGCGCAGGCGCGCGAGCUGGACCAGCACAAUGCUCACCCGCGAGGCGCCUCGACGCAUCCUCUUGCGACGUGUCCAGCCUCUCCAGCGGCGAGGAGGACGAGCGACUGCGCAGAUACCGCACGGCCAACGCGACCACGACACAUCUACAGCCGCAAACGGUGCUUGUGCAGCCGGCGGGAUCACAGCCGAAGCCGUCACCGUCAUUGCAAUCGACAGCGGCGGGUCCGUCCGCGGGAGGAUCAGGGCCAGCGGGUGGGAGCAAGCGCCCGCCCCCGCGGAACGUGUCCUUCGCAGGCGCGCCCGACGGUGAACUCGUCCUCAGCCCCGCGCAGUUACGCUCCUAACCAAGCAAUAAACACUCGCAAUACUUUUUAUACGAACUAUCACUAACUCGACCCUUAACGCUGACGUCACGUGACGUGAAGUGACACCGAGUUCGAUUUGCACGUUUGAUAUUCUUAUUUAUAAGUUUCGGUUAUUACGACUGCGUUUUGCAACGAGUGUUUGAUUUUUAGUUCGUAGUGCAACGGAUAAUAUAAUUCAUAAUAAUAAUUAUUAAUAGAAAUCGUGUUGUAUUUUAAGCGGUGUUUGUAAAUCCGUAGAGUUUUAAUACUGAAUGUGCUAGUUCCAUCCAUCGCAAGAGCGACGCCGGUUAGCCGUCAUGAGGUGCGGUUUUCUUCGGUUUAAUACUGAAAUAUCUUCAAAUGAAUAAAACAUAUGCAAUUCAGAUAACUUAAAUAAUUUCGAACAAAAAAAUUAAAUGAUAAAUGCAAUGAACUAAAAAAAAUAUGUUGACGUCAAAAACCGCACCUUCUCGUAUAAUAUUAAAUAGUAAAUAUAUAAUAUAAACAUAAUUGUGUUAAAACUGCCUAUUUCUAGUGCGAAUUUAUAUUUAAAUAUAAAAGAAAACAUAACUAGUUAUAUAACUGACAAUAAUGAUUGUUAACUGAUGUAUAAAGUGUUAUGACGUAUGUAUGUGCGUUUAUUUUUUUUUUAUUAUGUCAAGCAAACGACUGUAGUUCAUUCGCCGAGUGUUUUUUGUAUAUAAUAUUGAAUAUAUUUAAUAUACAAAUAUUUAUUUUAUAGAUAAAUUAGAAUUUUAUAUUAUUAUGUCCUUAAGGCGAAAAAAUAAAAUCCCUAAGUAUAAUAACGACUCUGCAACUUUUACUUAUUUAUGAUUGAUUGAACGAUAUUACAAUACAAAUAAGCGAAUUAAAAACAAAGAUAUAAUAAUUUGACACUGUCAUUUUUUUGGUUAAUGAAAUUAGUGACAAUACAAUUUGCGAAGAACGAUUAGAGGAGCUUUACGUGUUUCAUUGCUAGUUGAUAUGUCUCCGUUUUCUUGCCGAGUUCUUAUAUAAAUUGUAAACUUAAAAUACACGGAUACAGCCCAUGCUUAGUAACCUUAAACCUAAGGCGGCAGAUUUUAGAGGCAACAAAUUUAUUUAUUUUUAUAUGAAUGAAAUAUAAAUUUUAGGACCCACAUUCUAUAUUUAAAUUUUUCUUCUGAAAAUUCAGUCUUGAUUUGCAAUUUAAUGUGAAUUGUCUAAUAUAUUGAAUUUCUUCUUAUUCAGAAAAAUUAAAAUCAAUAAAAUAAUCCUUAUAAAAAUAUUCGUAAUUAUUUUCGUUUGAUUGAGAGAUGGUGACAAAUCAUUUUAACUUUCUUAUUAAAAUCGCGUAACUAUUAAAAGGAAUUGAUAGAUAUUUUAUUCGGAUUCGAUAUAUUUACUAAAUAUAACAGAAAUAACGAAAGAUAUAUUUAUUUCUACUUGGCGCCUGAACUACGUAAAGACACCAAUAUAAUAUAUGUAUAAUUAUUUAUACCUAGCUGGUAAUUCGGUGUAUAGUGAUUGAUACUGUUUAACAGUGAUGUUUUUAUUUAUAAGGAACGACUAUACUAGUACAUUAAUACGUGUUUAGAUGUAUUGCUAAUCGAAAAUUAAUCGCGAUUUUUUUAUUUGAUAAUGUGUAAUAACUAGUUAGAAACUUCUAUUGUUAUUAUUUCAUACUUUAUAAAUACUUACAAUAAUGAUACUAUUCCAUAAUUUUAACGACAAAAACUAAACUUCUGCGAGUAUGAUUUGAUUUCAUUUACUUUUUUAUUUGAAUUAAAUAGAAAUUCUAUAUUUUUUUAAAAACGUUAUUCAUUUUAUUAGCGUUUUUUUUUUCCAAAAUAUUAAUUAUUUAAUUAUAUUUCGAUGACACGUAAUAUGAAUUAGAAAAAUAACUGGACUUUUAAACGUGCAAUAUAUAUGGCACGUUGCAGUCAAAUACUGUUUAUAUAAUAUAUUAUAUAUUUUAGAAAUAUUUGCACCCUUCGUAGUGAAUAUUUAAAUGUAUAUCGGCAGAUUUAGCUAGUAUAUAUUUAUGAUGGGACACUUCAAACGAGUGUGUACAACUAUAUAUUGUCUGUGGAGCUAUCACGGAACUUUAUAUCACCAUGGCGUUUACAAUUGCUUUCAUGAAUUUAGACAAAACAAUAUAACAUAAUAUAUGAUUUGUUUAAAAUCUAAUUCGGUGUGCAGAUCGUAAGCGUUUUCACUGAAAUAGAUAGAAUAUAUGUGAUUAAUGAAUAAAAUAAUUCGUUGACAAUUCAAGCAACAACAAUUUUAAACUGACGUUUCUAACGCGUAAGCACUAGACACAAAAUUCUCGAUAUUAUAAUAAAUUUUACUUUAACUCAAAGCUCAGCUUUACAAAACUUUACAAUUCAGUACCGUGAUAACUCAAUGGUUUCAAAGUUCUAUGAUCAAUGAUAUAAUCGUGUGGUAAAAAAUUUUUGAUUAGUUUCGUCAAUUAUAACUUCGUAAUCAGAUGUGUAGUUGUUUUGGAUUAUUUAAAUCUAAGAAUUGUCAAUUACUUAUUUAUUAUUUUUUUGACAUAAGAUUUGAUAAUUAGCUUCUUUAGUUGAAUGGCUUUUAUUUGUGUGAAUUAUUUUAAUAUCUGUAAAAUAUUUAUCAGUGUUUUUAGAGUUCUUCGUGUUAUUAACUUUUAGCAGUUCACCUGAAUGUUAAGGUUUUAUUCGAUUUUUUUUUUUUUUUUUCGGUUUACGAAAGUACUUUAACUAUAUGCAUUCCAAGCGUUGACAUAUUACUAUCUAAUAUAAAAUUGUACUUUGCUAAGGAUCUAUUAACGGUAUUUAUACAUAAACGAUAUCCCGAGUAAUAAGUAACUUUAUUCAUACUUUCAUAGAGAUUUCAUUUACAUAUAAAUUGAUAAUUAUAUGUAUAUUAUACUUCUAUACUCGAACAAUAUGUUUUUAGGUACUACAGCUUAUUAUAAAUAUCUAAAACCUGUCGUUUUGUAAUAUGGCAGAAUAUAUAGGUUAUGGUAAUUUGGCAUCUGAUGUUCCACCGGUAUAUUUCCCUUUAUUUAAUUGGCCACAUUCGUAGAAAUAUUAAAAAAGUUGCCAGCUUAUUAUUUUAAUUUAAUGGACAAAUUAUUUGUACAAAAAACACUUAUUUAAAUUUGGAACUAGGUACAUUUUACGAAAUUUCGCUUCCAAUGUACAAUUAAAUGUA